This is a messenger RNA of Cordyceps fumosorosea ARSEF 2679, 822 nucleotides long. RefSeq lists its product as hypothetical. The coding region runs from base 1 to 822 and encodes 273 amino acids. NCBI's taxonomy places the organism in Eukaryota, Fungi, Ascomycota, Sordariomycetes, Hypocreales, Cordycipitaceae. The record is from RefSeq and is a predicted model, not a curated record. The transcript has a single exon.
AUGGCUCACCAGACGCCGCUGCUCAUGGCUCCCCUCAUGCAUUCGGCCCCGACGGGACCUAUUGCUUUGGGGAAUCUCAUCAAGGACCCCCGCUCUCCUGAGAUCCCUCUCACCAAAAACGACUCGGAUGCAGUUAGAAAGGUCGCUGAUAAGUACUCGGAAGUAGAACAAAGCAAUGUGUUCCGCCACGACAGGAAAACUGCAUCCGGCAGCGCUGGAGUGGUGGCCAAGUUCUUCGAAAGCCUCGCAUUGGAUCUGGGCGGAAACAAAAACAAAAGCUUCCAGUCAACUUGGAAAAUAAAUCGGCUCGUCACCAGAUCCAUUUAUCCAAGCGAGGUAGAGGUCAAGAGCGUCUUCAACGAGCCGAGUGUGCAAGAGGGAAUCAGGAACAGCUUCUUUCGCGCCAACGUCUAUAUGAUCACGAGCGUUCAGAUUGCCUACGGAGCCGAGGACUUUAUCUCAACUCUUCGAGGGCAUGGCGCUCACCUUCACGCAGUUGCCGACUUGAAUGCGACCGGCCUGCCCGUCAAUGCCGGCAUCGACAGCAGCUUCGACGCAGCCGACGGUAUCGUACGCAAGUCGACCUUCAACCCGAGCAUGCCUUUUAUCUUGGCGUACGGUCUCAGAGAAAUUUACUACAGGCGCAAGAGGGUUGCGAAGCAGAAGGUGUACCGAAACGGCGAUCUAUACAAUGUCGGGGGCAGGGAGCCCGAACCGGAGGAAGACUCGGUGGCGGAAUUACGUUUCUUGGCUGAAGAUAACAGUGAAAUCCCUAGCAUGUGGGGAAUGAAGCCGAGUCAGUAUAUCCUCGAGGAUGACUAG